Messenger RNA from Vicugna pacos (alpaca), 1179 nucleotides. The record is from RefSeq and is a predicted model, not a curated record. NCBI's taxonomy places the organism in Eukaryota, Metazoa, Chordata, Mammalia, Artiodactyla, Camelidae.
GAGAGGAAAGCCACCGUGGUUGUGUCCGUGUGCAGCACCCACAAUGAUUUCCCCAGUGCUCAUCUUGUUCUCGAGUUUUCUCUGCCAUGUUGCUAUCGCAGGACGAACCUGUCCCAAGCCGGAUGAAUUACCAUUUGCCACUGUCGUUCCAUUAAAACAGUCCUAUCUGCCGGGGGAGGAGAUCGUGUACUCCUGCCAGCGGGGCUAUCAGUCCCGCGGAGUGAUGCGGCGGUUCACCUGCCCGCUCACAGGGCUGUGGCCCGUCAACACUCUGAGAUGCUUACCCAGAGUAUGUCCUUUUGCUGGAAUCUUAGAAAACGGAGCUGUACGCUAUACAACUUUUGAAUAUCCCAACACGAUCAGUUUUACUUGCAACACCGGGUUUUAUCUGAAAGGAGCUAAUUCCGCUAAAUGCACUGAGGAAGGAAAAUGGAGUCCGGACCUUCCUGUCUGCGCUCCUAUAACCUGCCCUCCACCAUCCAUACCUAAGUUUGCAAAACUUAGUGCUUAUAAGCCAUUGGCUGGAAACAACUCACUCUAUGGAGGCAAGGCAGUCUUUGAAUGCUUGCCACACCAUGCAAUGUUUGGAAAUGACACAGUUACCUGCACACAACAUGGAAAUUGGACUGAACUACCAGAAUGUAGGGAAGUAAAAUGCCCAUUCCCAUCAAGACCAGACAAUGGAUUUGUGAACUAUCCUGCACAGCAAGUACUUUAUUACAAGGAUAAAGCCACAUAUGGUUGCCAUGAUACAUACACCCUGGAUGGACCAGAAGAAGUAGAAUGUAACAAAUUCGGAAACUGGUCAGCACAUCCAAGUUGUAAAGCAUCUUGUAAAUUAUCUGUUAAAAGAGCUACUGUGAUAUUUGAAGGAGAGAGAGUAACUCUCCAACAAAAAUUUAAGGAUGGAAUGCUGCAUGGCCAAAAAAUUUCUUUCUUCUGCAAAAAUAAGGAAAAGAAAUGUAGCUAUACAGAGGAUGCAGAGUGCAUAGACGGCACCAUUGAGAUCCCCAAAUGCUUCAAGGAGCACAGUUCUUUGGCUUUCUGGAAAACGGAUGCAUCAGAUGUAAAGCCAUGCUAAGCUGGUUUUCAGAUUCAAAAUUAAAUAUCAUACUUGUGUGUGUUUGUCCAAGGCACCUAAUGGAACGGGAAAAAUAAAGUGACUGAAUUUAUUGUGUC